This is a messenger RNA of Harpia harpyja (harpy eagle), 3948 nucleotides long. RefSeq names its product nucleoporin 58 (gene NUP58). Lineage: Eukaryota; Metazoa; Chordata; Aves; Accipitriformes; Accipitridae. Gene Ontology annotation, biological process: nucleocytoplasmic transport. Bases 194 to 2002 code for a protein of 602 amino acids. The record is from RefSeq and is a predicted model, not a curated record. The transcript has 16 exons. Gene Ontology annotation, cellular component: nuclear pore. Gene Ontology annotation, molecular function: structural constituent of nuclear pore.
CGUGGCCGGUGUCCGCGCGCUCGCUGCCGCCGCUCGGUUCGAAGUUGGCGCCAGCAGCCAUGCGGCGCUGAGGAGGCCGCAGCCGCCCACCCUCGGGAGGCCGCCGCUCCCGCCGCCCUCCCCGGUUCCCCGCCGCUGAGGGCCCGCUGCCGCCUCCUGGCCCCGCUCUCCCGUCGUUCCCGCCGCUGCCGCCAUGUCUGCGGGCUUCUCCUUCGGCGCGGGGACCCUGGGCUCCGCGGCCGCCGCCGCCGCCGGGGCGGGAGGAGGAGGCGGAGGCGGGGGCUUUUCCUUCGGAGCCGCCACUUCGAGCUCAACAGGAGGACUUAAUUUUGGAACUCUGGGCUCUUCCACUGCUACAGCAACUACAUCAGCUCCUUCAGUGGGCUUUGGGAGUGGACUUUUUGGAUCAAAAUCAACAACUGGCUUUACACUAGGAGGCACCAGUACAGCAGGAACAGCAUCAACUAUUGCUACAGGACUGACACUAGGCACGCCUGCCACCACAUCAGCAGCUACCACAGGCUUUAGUUUAGGUUUCAACAAACCUGCAGGUUCGGCCACGCCAUUUGCUUUACCUGUUACUUCUACCUCAGCAGGUGGCCUAUCAUUAUCAUCUGCUCUUACAUCAACUGCUGCAGCAGGAACUACUGGCUUUACGUUAAAUUUGGGUGGCACAACUGCACCAACUACAACUGCUUCCACAGGCCUUUCCUUAGGAGGAGCCUUAGCAGGUUUAGGAGGUUCACUCUUCCAGAAUACAAGCACAGCAGCAACAGGACUUGGGCAGAAUGCUUUGAGUUUGACUCUGGGGACAACUGCGGCUCCUUCAACUACUGCCAAUGAAGGUCUUGGUGGCAUUGAUUUUAGUAGUUCUUCAGACAAAAAGAGUGACAAAACAGGAACAAGACCAGAAGAUAGCAAAGCACUGAAGGAUGAAAAUCUACCUCCAGUAAUCUGUCAAGAUGUAGAAAAUCUACAGAAAUUUGUGAAAGAACAAAAACAAGUUCAGGAAGAAAUUAGUAGAAUGUCCUCUAAAGCAAUGCUUAAAGUACAAGAAGACAUUAAAGCUUUGAAACAACUUCUGUCUGUAGUUGCCAGUGGAUUACAGAGAAACACUCUUAAUAUUGACAAGCUGAAAGUAGAAACUGCACAGGAGCUAAAGAAUGCAGAAAUAGCUUUACGAACACAGAAAACUCCUCCUGGUCUCCAGCAUGAAAAUACAGCCCCAGCAGACUACUUCAGAAUCUUGGUUGAGCAGUUUGAAGUACAGCUGCAGCAAUACAGGCAACAAAUAGAAGAGCUGGAAAAUCAUCUUGCUACUCAAGCAAAUAAUUCACACAUAACUCCACAAGAUUUGUCUAUGGCUAUGCAGAAAAUCUAUCAAACAUUUGUAGCUUUAGCUGCACAACUUCAAUCAAUACAUGAAAACGUAAAGAUGCUCAAAGACCAAUACCUUGGCUACAGGAAAACCUUUCUGGGAGAUGCCAUGGAUGUGUUUGAGGCAAGACGAACGGAAGCUAAGAAGUGGCAGAGCGCGCCACGUGUUACCACUGGACCGACCCCUUUCAGCAACAUACCAAAUGCAGCAGCCGUUGCGAUGGCUGCAACACUUACUCAGCAGCAACAGCCUGCUACAGGGCCACAGCCAUCUCUGGGAGUUAGUUUUGGAACGCCAUUCGGCUCAGGUAUUGGCACUGGCUUGCAAUCAAGUGGCUUAGGUUCUUCAAGCCUUGGAGGAUUUGGAAGUAGCUCUGCCUUUGGAAGUAGUGCCACAGGAGCAUCAUCGUUUGGGUUUGGAACUACAAGUAAACCAUCAGGAAGUCUAAGUGCAGGCUUUGGCAGCUCGACUACAUCUGGGUUUAACUUCAGCAAUCCCGGCAUCACAGCAUCAGCUGGCCUGACGUUCGGGGUAUCUAAUCCUGCAUCUGCAGGCUUUGGGACAGGAGGGCAACUUCUUCAGCUGAAGAAACCUCCAGCUGGAAACAAGCGAGGGAAAAGAUAGGCACCCCUUUUAGGGAAGGGGAAGUGAAUCAACUUUGUUCAUCUGAAAAGUCUAUUUUUCUAGAUUGAUGCAUUAGUUAAAUUGCAUCCCAGGAGAUUUAUAAAAAUUUUGCUACUUUUCCCUAGUCUGAAAUACAAAAUGGAAUCAUAUUGAACAGCUAUUUUCUUGUGAAUAGAAACCUGUUUAUGUAUUUUUAUUUUUGGUCCUAGUUUUAGAAAUGUUCUAUACUGCAUUAUUAUUAAAGAAUCUUGUAAAACCAUCUAUUUAACCUAAUGUUAGUAGCAGAAUAUUUUUUGUUAAUAAGCUUUAUACCAUAUGAAUAUAUGCAUAUUUGUUUUUUUGUACAGAUAAAAUAUAUUCUAGUACAAAUACUAGAGUUCAUAUCUUCUGUUCCUGGAUAUGGCCUUUAAAUCUACUUCAGGGUGUUUUUGUGUAUAUGGAUGUAAAUAUAUACAGUACAGUGCACACAUCUGUGUGUAUGUAUGUGUAUAUAUAUAUAUAUGUGUAUAAAAUACAGAUGUGCAAACCUCACCCCAUAGACAGGUCUCCUUUUCUUUGUGUAUUCUCUUUCUCCAUGUUCCCCUGUGGUCCCAUAUCUUGAUGUUCCUAGGAGUUUCAAAUAGUGGGUCCUGGGCUAUGUCAUCAUUGCUUCUCGUGUUCUGUUGUUUAAGACCAGCUGACAUACAAUGUUAACUAUUUCAUAAAGUUUGGUAAGUAGUGGUUAGUAGCUGGAUUUUUUUAACCUUUUUCUUCACCCAUUUAGCAGCCAACUGUAAAGAAGAAUCUGAGGUUUUGACACAGCAUUUCAUAGGUGGUGUUCCCAAACUGGUUUUGUUUUUUCUGCUGAGCUGAACAGUAGAGUGUUGCAGGACUUCAGCUGAAAGCUCAGGAUGCCACGAGGUCUGUGUGCAAGCAGAGGGUUGUCGGGCUGGAUGAGCUUUUCCCUGCAACUGGGGGAGAUGGGAUAUGCUAUUCUAAUGAAAACCCAAAUUAGCUGUUACAAAACGGAGUUGAUUCACUAGCUUCUUGUCAGUGCUACUAGCACUGACUUAAAAGCAGUUGCGUAUCUGCUUUCAAUACGAGGUAUAGUACAAUAACUUGCUGCUAAGGAAUGGAGGAGGAAAAUGAUGCAAUUUGAAGGUUAAACCUAUUGCAACAGUAGUUUAUGAAUCUUGCAUAUUACAACAUCAUAGCUUGUUGUGCUGCAUUUCCAAUUUGGUGUGCACUAGAAAUAGCUGGGAAAACAUCUUAAGGAGGGAAUAAUAGCUCAACUGAAUCUUUGCAAAUAAAGAUACAGGCUGAAGUGUGAACAUGGAACUUUGGAGCCAAGUUGCUUUUUAUGUAGAAGAUGUUUUGUAUAUAACACGCAUCAAAUGAAUAUUCACAAUCAUUUUCACAAAAGCACCUUUUUUUCUAAAACAGUUACAGUGCAUAAGAUUUUUCUAGUACCAGGUCAUUUGCUUUCUAUUGUUAAAGAGUUACUACCAUUUUGUAUGUUUUGGAAACGAUGUCUGCAUUCAGCAGUGAUUGCUCUUUGACAAAUGUUCGGUUUGUCACUUGAUCUGAUAAAAUUAAGGGAAACUGAGCACAGAAUUCUUCACUUUUGUACUUGUAUGUUAUUGCAUCUUUGUGAGCAGUCUCUUAGGAAGGGAUACAAUGUGGGGGUUUUUUUUAUGUCUCGGAAAAAUAAAGCUUACAAUUUAUUUUAAUUUCAACCUUUUUUUUAAACUUUUAUUGGGCUGCAGUCAAAACCGUAAUGUUUGUAUUCCUUUGUUAUUGCUUUUUUUACUAGUUAAUAUGUUAAACCACUGGACUCUCUUGUAAUGUAUUAAUUUGUGAAACUAAUUCUAAAUGUGUACUGUUUGUCCCUAUGUGCAACUUACCAUUGUGCAAACAAUAAAACAGUAAUGCUGUGAUCCUUGUAAUAAAUAUUUGCCUAUUUGAAA